Leptopilina boulardi is the source of this 2671-nucleotide messenger RNA. Its product is annotated as potassium channel subfamily K member 13-like. Gene Ontology annotation, cellular component: membrane. Lineage: Eukaryota; Metazoa; Arthropoda; Insecta; Hymenoptera; Figitidae. Gene Ontology annotation, molecular function: potassium ion leak channel activity. The transcript has 5 exons. The coding region runs from base 9 to 1289 and encodes 426 amino acids. Gene Ontology annotation, biological process: stabilization of membrane potential; potassium ion transmembrane transport. The record is from RefSeq and is a predicted model, not a curated record.
CGUCGGGGAUGUGCAUCUGCGGAAAUAUCGCGGAAGACAAUGCCAGAUUUAUUCUUCUUGCUUUUGUUCUUGCCGUUUAUAUGCUCGCUGGAGCUGCCUUGUUCCAAACAUUAGAAGCUGACCUUGAAAUUCGUCAGGCUUCUGAAUUCUGGAGGAUAUAUAAUGCCUUUAAAAGAUAUCACUUGAGGAAUAGCCCUCAUGCAAUUCAACGUUUACAUGAGUUGCUUUACGCUUAUGGAAAUGCGUCGUCAAUUGGUAUCAUCAAUAAAAGACGUCGUUGGGAUUUUCCUGGUAGUUUUCAUUUUGUUGGAACCAUUGUUUCUACAAUAGGUUAUGGAAGUACGGCUCCUCAAACAACUGCUGGAAGAGCUGCAGUAGUUCUUUAUGGAUUUUUUGGAUGUUCAGGUGGAAUUUUAUUCUUUAAUUUGUUCUUGGAGAGAAUUAUAACAUUUUUGGCAUGGAUUUUGCGAAGUCUUCAUUUGCGUCGUUUGAGAAAUCGUUUACGACAAACGACACUUGCCUCGCGAAGAAGCAUGAGAGGUGGAUCAACAAGAGAUGGAAAUAAAAGUUCUCUACCUGAUAUUCUUGAUGAUGAGGAGGACGUUGGUCUUGAACAUUGGAAACCAAGUGUUUAUUGGGUGAUGCUCUAUCUUUCAUUGGCUUCAUGUGUGAUUGCUUGUAGUGCCGCUGCUCUUUAUGCUCCACUCGAAGGCUGGAGUUACUUUGAUGCCAUUUACUUCUGCUUCGUCAGUUUUGCAACAAUUGGCUUUGGGGAUUUUGUCAGCACUCAACAGACCACUUAUCCAUAUCUUCACUUGUACAGAAUCGCCAAUUUCCUCUUCCUAGUAUUAGGUUGCUGUUGUAUUUAUUCUCUAUUAAAUGUGACGUCAAUUGUCAUUAAACAAGGACUCAAUUUAAUAAUACAAAAAUUUCGUUGCGGACCACGAGGAAUGGCUGCUCCACAUUUACCAAGAAGAAAAUCAUCAAUCGCAGCAAUUUACUAUCCAAAGAGAAGAUCAACAAAAAUUGUUGCACGUGAUUCAAUAAGAGUUGAUGAUGAAUCUGAUAAUUCACGACGUAUGUCAGGUGAAUUAAUUUCAAUGAAAGACUUUCUUUCGGCAAAUAAAGUGUCACUUGCUAUUAUGCAAAAACAACUUUAUGAAACAGCUCAAAUGAGUAGAGCCGAUAAUAUUCCCAUUGCACCGACACAUCAAACAAUAUUUAAACCAGGAGCCGUUGGUCCUCUCGCAAUUGCCAGUGAAAAAUUCGAUCAUUCCACUGGUCGAUAGCUUUUUUUUUUUGUUGAAUUGUGCGGAAAAAAAAUGUCUAGAAAAAAAAGCAAAAUAUAGAACAAUUUAAAAAAAGCGUAGAAAUAUAUUACAAAAAUUUUUUUUUUAAAUUUACCUCAAAAUUAUGUUCCAGAAAAUAAAUUUUGGAUUAUAUUCAUGCGCCUUUGAAAAAAAAAAAUGCCUGUAAUAUUCAAUAGAUGUAAAUUUAAUGGCCAGGAAAAAAAAUUAUAGCUUGCCAAUAUUUUUUUAAAAGAACUCUCUCGUCAAAAAAAAAGACGAAUUUCUAGAAAUAAGAUUUUGCUGUAGCUAAUUUUGUAAAAAUUAGUGUCAUCAAAUUUUCUUCAUACAGAAAAAGAAAGUAAAUAUUAUUUUCAAAAAUCAAAAAAAAAAAUGGGAAAUUGUAUAAUCAAAGAAUAAUUUCACUAUACACAUCGUAAAGUAAUUUUAUUCCAUGCGAUUGUUACAAUAUUUUUUUUUUUUUUUCGUCCGUUUGCCCUCGGCACGGAAUAGCAAAAAACAUUUUUCUUGCACAUGAGAGAGAUAAUGUAACGGAUAUUGUAAUUACUACGUGUAAAAUAAAAUAUCCUUAUUUCGGCAAAAAUUCGCACACAAAUGUUUAUUAGAACAUUACUUUCUCUUUUAAAAUUGACCCAUUUAUUGAUUUUUCGACUUUUUCUUUUAUUUUUCGAACCGAUUCUAUUGAAAUCCACUUUCUACUAUUUUUUUUUUUUAACUUCCAAAUGGACAGAAGUAUUGCUACAAACUGACAUCGAAAUGUAGGCAGGAAUUCACAAUUUUUUAAGCUGAAAUCUAACAAACCAUUUUUUCUUUUUCUUUUUGAGCGUCGAAUUCAUUUAUUUUGAAAUCACAGAGAAAAAAAUGACGCUGCUCAAAAAUUCUAUUUUGUGAAAUAAUUUCACGUGGACUCUUCUAUUCGUUAAUUUUUUUUUUUUUCACAAAUUCAAGAAUCCGUGCACAUCUUUGAGAGAGAUUUAUAUUUAUAUUUAUUAUAUGUAUAGAAAGAGAGUAAGAGAGAGCUCCACUUUCGACAAAAAAUUUGCACUACUCACCGGAUCGACUUUUUUUUUUGUGGACUUUUUCUUUUAACCGAUCAAGAUGAUGAAAUAGACACGACGACACCCGAAAAAAUAAUUCCAGGGUGAGCGACAACGUUUCGCGUCGACGCCAACAAACUGCGUACCACAAAUACCCACGGGACGGAAACUUUUUUUUUUUGAUUUCUCCGUCUCGAUUUUAAUUUGGUAUUUAAACGGCAGCAGUGAAAAGCACAGCCGUUAUUUUUUUUUUUGUAUUUAGUGCUGUGCACAAAGCCAAGAGAUUCAUAUCUCGAGAAAUUUUUGUUUGUUUGUUUGUUUUUUUUU